GUUUUGUGGUGGGUUAUCUAGGUAAUACAGAGAGAGAGAGAAAGAGAGAGAGAGAAAGAGAGAGAGAGAGAUAGGCUCGGAAGAGCUGGCUGGAUGGUGGUACUCCUCUCUUUUCACUAUUAUUGUGAAGUUAUCAUGGCUGAGGUUCAGUGCAGCACUGAUACAACUGAGGAAGAUGCUACCGAACUCCAGUUCCCAAAAGGUACAGUUAUACAGUUUUUGGAUGAUCACUGAGGACCAGUGGAAGAAGAAUGAAACCGUUCUCUAAGGCGAAGAAUAUUGAAGUCUGGCAGAAAGUCCUCAGCUUUACGAAAGGAGGAUGAAAGAUUUUCAGGCUUUGAUGCUUUGUUGGAAGUUGGUAUGGAGACUGGUGGGCUACUGGAUUCAAUUGCCGACCCUUUUGUUAAAUGCAAGCACUGUCAUGGUGUUGCUAAGGAACCUUAUAUAAAGUGUAUGCAGUGUGAAAAGUCAGUGAAUAGUAAUUAUGUUGUUAUAUGUAUACGAUGUUUCAGUAAAGGAGCAGAAUUUGGUGUGCACAAAAAUGACCAUUCCUAUAUGGUUAUUAGAACUGACUUUAGUCUACUUGAUCCUAGUUGGCAAGCUAAGGAGGAAAUUAUGCUGAUAAAUGCAAUAAAUGAUUGUGGUAUUGGUAACUGGCCUGACAUAAGCUUUCGUGUUCCAGGCAAAUCUGCAGAACAAUGUAAAGCUCAUUACACAAAAUAUUAUAUUGAAAAUGCCCAUCCAGAAUUGCCUCAGGUAGUAUGUAGAGAAUCAUUACAGACAGUCGUUCCACAACCUGUUACAUACAUAGGAGGUAUAGAUGAUCCUCCCCGACCCAUCCCAGGAACAACUGCAUGUCGUGAUAUGGCUGGAUAUAAUGCUGCUCGGGGAGACUUUGAUGUUGAGUAUGACAACAAUGCUGAAGUAGACAUACAAGAUUUAGAUUUCAUGUUAUUUGAAGAAGAUGAAAAACCUUCUCUGGGUUUAGAGCUACAAAUUGCCCUGCUGGAUAUAUACCGAAGGAGACUGGGAGAGCGGUACAAGCGAAAGAAGCUUGUCAGAGAUCAUGGUCUGAUUGCAAUGAACAAAUCAAUGGCGUCUCUCAAUCGUUAUCGGCCUUAUGUUCCACAGAACUUUGCUGACGCUCUUCCAAAAUUUUUUAGCAUUGUAACUUCGCUGGAAAUUGACUUAAUUUUAGAAGGCUUGAAAUGUGAAUCUGAAGUGAAACAGCAGAUUGGUGACUUAAUGGAGUAUAUUUCCAAUGGUAUUUCAAAACAAACAAGUAUAAUGACAUAUGAAACCCUGAAAAGAAAACGUGAAGCAAAUAUUAGAGAAAAGCGCAAUCUUGUGGUUUCAGAAAAUGAUGGCGUAGACAUAAAGUGGAAUGUUGUCACGAAAAAUAUUGCUAAUCUAGAAUCAACCAUUCCAGGAGCUUCACGAAGAGUCAGCAUACCUCUGAACAUUGCAGGAAAGCCAGGUUAUGAUAAUCUCAAUGAUACUGAGAAACAAAUUGCUUCUGAGCUUCGUUUACUGCCUGAAGAUUUUCUUCGGUUUAAAUCAGCAUUUAUUGAUGAGUGUCGAAAGUUGGAUGGUCUAAGAUUAGCACAGGCUAGGACACUAAUCAAAAUAGAUGUUAAUAAGAUAAGAAAAAUAUUUGAUUAUUUGUUGUCUGUUGGCCUCAUUUAUACUCCAAAAAAAUAGCAUAUUGUAUUAUAGAAGGAUAUUGUAAGUUAAAACAGUUAGUAAUUAGCAUUUAGAGUAAGAGGUCCUACUGUAAUACAAAAAAAUAGUUUAAUGUCGCUCUCACAAGGAAAACAGUUGCAACCUAGGUUUUGGAUGUACUACUACUAAGAGCAACAUCUCCAGACACUACAUUGUUUUCCAAUGCAAUAUGAAUACAGCUGUAUUUGAAAUCAAGUAUUUUACAGUGGUAGUACUGUAUUGAAGUAGGUACUGUACUAAGUUAUAGUAUGGUGUACAAUAUUAAAAUGUCACAUUGACAGUAUUACACAGUCCUUCACAUAGUGAUGUUUAUUAUGUUUUUACAGUCCUAUAUUAUCAUGGCUAGUUAAGAGUAUUGUAAGUAAUGGGAAGAUACCAUCAAUUAGUUGAGAAAUACAAUGGUGAUAUAGUAUUGUACUGUUGUAUUUACAAAUACAAUAUAAUCUUUUACUUUCAUUGUUCAUUGUGCAGAAAUACCAAAGAAAUGGAAUAUGUAUAUUAAGUUUAUUACAUAGUGUUUUAUAUUUUUGUACAGGGGCUUAAGAAAAAUUGCUGUAUGUAAUAGUGUGUCAAUAAAAACUGUUCUGAA
This is a messenger RNA of Cherax quadricarinatus, 2311 nucleotides long. RefSeq names its product Transcriptional adapter 2A (gene Ada2a). Lineage: Eukaryota; Metazoa; Arthropoda; Malacostraca; Decapoda; Parastacidae. Gene Ontology annotation, biological process: regulation of transcription by RNA polymerase II; chromatin remodeling. Gene Ontology annotation, molecular function: chromatin binding; transcription coactivator activity; protein binding. Gene Ontology annotation, cellular component: nucleus; SAGA-type complex. The record is from RefSeq and is a predicted model, not a curated record.